CCAUAUUAUACUUCAUAUUUCAUAUCUUGUUCAUUUGUCAAAAAAAUAAAAAUAAAGAAAUACAUUACCCCCGGUUUGGACUUAGGAAAGUAGGAGACGCCCCACGUUGUGCAUCUUUUCAGACGAGUAGCUCAAAUUGGAGCCAGAUCUCGAGCAUUUCGAAUCUUGCCAUGGCGUCUCCACCUGAUUCCUCUGCCCAAGAGGCUGCUGUAAGGAAGCAAAAGAAGGGACCCCCAAUUAAGUUCUUGGUCCCUCUUAUAUAUGCCCCUGUUCUUCCUCUAAUUCGGCUCUCUCUGCGAAGGAAUCCUGUAUUAAGGGAUCGUUUGUUCACUGCUGUUUUGGCUGGUGCAUUUGCUCAUGGCUUUUAUUUGGUAACUGAUAUAUAUGAUAUAGAGAGCAAGUAAAUUUUUCCAAUCAGUGGUUGUGAUAUUGGAAUUUUGCUUACCUCUCUUGUUGACAUUAGGCGAUUGGCGGUUUCUUUUGCGGAACUCAACACUUGGUGAAGCUUCAAGCCAAGUUGGAAGACACAUUCUAGUGACCUUAAAUAAGUAGCCUGAGGACAGGUUUGAGAUAUUAUACAUUUAUUAUGGACUAUAAAUACAUGUUCUUUCCUGAUAAAAAGUUUGGCUUAAGAUUUCUAUUGCCAUUUUUGUUGCUUAUGAAAUAAUUAAAGAAUGCUUAAGAUGGUUUUUUUCAA
Humulus lupulus (European hop) is the source of this 697-nucleotide messenger RNA. RefSeq lists its product as uncharacterized. The record is from RefSeq and is a predicted model, not a curated record. Bases 171 to 404 code for a protein of 77 amino acids. Gene Ontology annotation, cellular component: chloroplast. The transcript has 4 exons. NCBI's taxonomy places the organism in Eukaryota, Viridiplantae, Streptophyta, Magnoliopsida, Rosales, Cannabaceae.